CUCGAGCUAUCUCCCAUUGCUCCCUCCUCCCCCCUCUCUCUCUCUCUCUCUCUCUCGCUCUCUCUCUCUCUCCCCUCGCGCUGUGGGAAUCAAUGGAGGUGUUCUGCCCGUCGCCGCCGCUGAGCCCGGCGGUGGAGCGGUACGGAUCUGGGCAGGACGCGGCGCUCCGAUUCCUUCUCCGCCGCGCGUCGCCGGGGGUCCGGGACGAUGGCGGGAAGUUGUAUGUUGCGGUGGGGCGGUUGCCGGAGAAGACCCUGAGCUUGCUCCGAUGGACCUUCCGCCGCUUCGAGUGCCGGGAGAUCUGCCUGCUCCAUGUUCACCGGCCAUCGCCGUUGAUCCCCACCCUCUUAGGAAAAAUUCCUGUGAGCCAAGCUAACGAGGAGCUGGUGUCCGCAUAUAGAAGAAUUGAGAGGGAAGAGACGAAGAAAAUCCUACUAAACUAUCUUAGGUUCUGCGAUGAAGAACAGGUGCUUGCGAGAGUUGUGGUGAUUGAGACUGAUCAACUAUGGAAUGGAAUCGCUAACAUAGUAUCUCAAUAUAGCAUUAGGAAGCUUGUUAUGGGAUCGAGUACAGAGAAUUGCUUCAAGUUGAAAGGGAGCUUCAGCAAAACAUUGUUUAGCGCAAAGAGUGUGCCUCCAUUCUGCGAGAUAUGUUUUGUUAGCAAAGGCAGACAUAUCUGGACAAGGGAAGCCAGUGAACUUGCAGACAGCAUCGUGCCAACUUGUUGUUCAGAGAAAAUUUGGUCAAGUCCACAAAGUUGUAACGGUGAGCUACUGUUCAUUUCAGAGCUCACGAUGCAUAGUAUUCUCGGCGCUGAUCUUCAAGGGAUAAAAAACUUGGAGCUGAAUGGAUACAGGAGCACAGUUGGGAUCCCAACUGCUGACUCUAACAUAACUAGUAGCAUGAAAUUUGAAUUACCAGAACCUUGUGAUAAUUAUAUGGCUUCAUCUUUUGAUACAGAGCAGCCAAAUGAUAUCAACUCCAAGGAAGAUGAUGAGUUAGAGAAGGAUGACUUGUAUUGUCAGCUCGAGGAAGUAACAAUGGAAAUUGAAAAAUCAAAAAGAGAAGCAUUUUUGGAGCUUUCAAAGCGGAAAAAAUUGGAAUAUGAAGUUGCAGAAGCUAUCAGCACGGUCGAGACUUAUGAAGCUGCACAUGAGAAUGAAAUCCAAAUUAGAGAAGAGCUUGAAGGUCUUCUGAAAACUAUUAAGCAAGACUGCCAAGAGGUUUUAAGCCAGCGGGAUGAAGCUUUGCAGGAAUUACAAUAUUCCAUGAGAACCAUAGAGAUCCUUAUUGCUCAUGCAAAUGAAAUGGCUCUUCUGACUGAGGAAGCUGCCGGGGAGUUGGAGCUCAUCCAAUCGUCAAUUGAGAUUCUCAAGACACGAAGGGAGGAGAACAACGGGCCAAAGGAGAGGCGGCUUAUUAAUCACAGUAAUGGUUGCAUUGAGUUUACAUUGGCAGAUCUGCAAACCGCCACGUGUGACUUCUCAGAGAGCUUCAAGUUGGGACAAGGGGGUUAUGGUUGUCUUUAUAAGGGUGAAAUUAGGAACAAAACUGUGAUGAUAAAGCAGUUGCACGGCCGUAAUGCUCAAGGCGAGGUGGAGUUUCUACAAGAGGUCAAUGUUCUGGGCAAAAUAAGGCAUCCACAUCUGCUGACUCUUAUUGGAAUGUGCCCUCAAGCCCUGUCCCUCGUUUAUGAAUAUAUGCCAAAUGGAACACUCCAAGAUUGCCUCUGCAACAAAAACACCACACUGCGAAUGACCUGGAGGAUCCGAGCUCGCAUAGCAGCUGAAAUAUCCAGUGCACUUCUCUUCUUGCACUCAUCUGAACCUGAACAAAUCGUCCACGGUGACCUGAAGCCUGAGAACAUCUUUCUCGAUGACAACUACACAUGCAAACUUAGCAAUUUUGGCCGAUGCCAAUUUGCGCAGCAGGAUGAACACGACCCUUUCAUAUCCCGACACUUCGAACUUUAUAGUGCAUCAUUCUCCUAUGAUCCAGAGUACCAGAUGACUAAAGAGUUGAUGGUAAAAUCUGAUGUGUAUUCUUUUGGCAUCAUCAUCCUCCAGUUGCUCACUGGGAAACCAGCAAGGGGAUUGGAGAGUGAGGUUCGUCAGGCUCUAUUGUCUGGCAACUUGGUAUCGAUAUUGGAUGCAGGAGCCGGAGAUUGGCCACUUAUUGUGGCAAGAAGGCUCGCAGAGGUCGGCUUGCGAUGCCUCAACCCAAAUGCUCAAGAUCAACCAGAGCUGACACCUGAGCUUGUAAAUGAUUUAGAGCAACUGCAUGUGACAGAGGAAAGACCAGUACCCUCAUUUUUCCUGUGUCCAAUCCUUCAGGAGAUCAUGCAAGAUCCUCAAGUUGCAGCAGAUGGGUUCACCUACGAAGGUAGAGCAUUGCGAAAAUGGUUUAGCAGCGGACAAGAUACUUCUCCUAUGACCAACCUGAAGCUGAAAGACCGAAAUCUAAUGCCCAAUCAGGCUCUCCGUUUCGCGAUAGAGGAUUGGUUGUGUCAGUCUUGAAGUUAUACUGGUGUACAUUUGCUUGUGCUCUUGUAUUUUAGUUGUACAGACCCUUAGUUCGAGACUUCGAGACCAGAUACUGAGUGGUAUGAAGUGUUACGACUAAUUUGAGGAUAUCUCUGUAUCAGAUGACUCGUAACUAAUUUAUUUAUUGAUUGAUUUUUUGUUUAA
Messenger RNA from Zingiber officinale, 2687 nucleotides. Its product is annotated as U-box domain-containing protein 33-like. Bases 93 to 2516 code for a protein of 807 amino acids. The record is from RefSeq and is a predicted model, not a curated record. Gene Ontology annotation, molecular function: protein kinase activity; ATP binding; ubiquitin-protein transferase activity. The transcript has 8 exons. Gene Ontology annotation, biological process: protein ubiquitination; protein phosphorylation. NCBI's taxonomy places the organism in Eukaryota, Viridiplantae, Streptophyta, Magnoliopsida, Zingiberales, Zingiberaceae.